Molecule: messenger RNA, 1463 nt
Organism: Ahaetulla prasina
Lineage: Eukaryota; Metazoa; Chordata; Lepidosauria; Squamata; Colubridae
Gene: CCS
Product: copper chaperone for superoxide dismutase
Exons: 8
Coding region: 76-906 (276 amino acids)
Biological process (GO): removal of superoxide radicals
Molecular function (GO): copper ion binding
Source: RefSeq, a predicted model, not a curated record
GUGUGUGUGUCACCUUCAAAGAGGUCCGGGUGGAUCAUAAUUUUUGUUUUUUUCCUUUUUAUCCGUGACGGCAAGAUGGACGGAGCUCCUGAAAGGGGCGGAGGACUCCGCUGCACGCUGGAAUUUGCUGUCGAGAUGACUUGUCAAAAUUGCGUGGAGGCGGUUCAGAAAACACUGCAAAAGACACCAGGGCUCCGCAUAGUUGACAUCCAGCUGGAUUCCCAAACUGUCCUGGUGGAGACAAGUCUUGGUACUGAAGAAGUCCAGAACCUUUUAGAAACUACGGGGCUCAAGGCUGUGCUGAAAGGAAUGGGAAGUAAUGUUCCAGGAUUGCUGGGCACUGCCGCCGUGGCCAUGGUGUCCGGCCGUGGCCUGAUCCAAGGCGUUGUGAGGUUCCUGCAAGUCUCACCCGAAAAGUGCCUCGUGGACGGCACAGUCGAUGGUCUUCAGCCAGGGCUGCACGGGCUUCACGUCCAUGAAUUUGGAGACCUCAGCCAGACUUGUGACAGUUGCGGAGACCAUUUCAAUCCCCAAGGGGAAUGCCACGGAGGCCCCCAGGAUCUGCACAGGCACGCAGGCGAUCUUGGGAACAUCUUGGCCACUGCUGAUGGAAGAGCAACCUUUCGUAUGGAAGAUCCUCAGCUGAAGGUGGACGAUAUAAUCGGCCGUUCCUUGGUGAUAGACGAAGGGGAGGAUGACUUGGGCCGCGGGAAUCACCCUCUGUCAAAAAUCUCGGGAAAUUCCGGGGAGAGAGUGGCCUGUGGAAUCAUUGCUCGCUCAUCCGGCCUCUUCCAGAACCCGAAGAAAAUAUGCACCUGCAGCGGAAUGACUCUUUGGGAAGAGCGGGAAAGGUCAGGGAGCAGGCUAGGCCAGGCCCCUCCCCAACAACCCACUCCUCAUCUGUAAGGACGUGGACUUCCACUUUUGCUCCCCUCGGGCUGGAGUUUGCACAGGGGGCUCGCCCGAUUCUCUUAAGGCGCGGAGCUCUCACUUGGCCUCUGGGAAAUGACCCCAAACAAGGCAGGUUCUUGCGUGUGUGUGUGUGUGUGUGUUUGUGUGUCUGGAGAGAGAGAGAGACACACACAAACAUACAAAUCGGCUUUUUGCUGGCAGGGGAAAAGAUCAUUACUGCACUUGGCAGGGUUUUUUGCCCUCUCCCCAAACCUCUGAACAUUCCAAUAAAGCAGGGGUCUCCAACGUUGGUCCCUUUAAGACUUGUGGAUUUCAACUCCCAGAGUCCCUCAGCCAGCAAAGCCAUUUUCGUUUAACACUGGAAAUUUGGAGCUCAGUUUUGGUCACAAGGCGAGGACUACCUGUACUGCAAAAUCAUUGUGUAUUAGGGUGGGCUUGGGAGUGGAUUUUUCACGUGAGGGUUCUGUCUGGGACAGUGGUGCAAUUUGAACUGCGCCUCUGUUCUUUUCAUUUCUUUGACCAUCCAUUAAACGAUAUAAUCUUCUUAAGCA